Messenger RNA from Aspergillus mulundensis, 4050 nucleotides. Its product is annotated as WD repeat protein. Gene Ontology annotation, molecular function: protein binding. The record is from RefSeq and is a predicted model, not a curated record. Bases 1 to 4050 code for a protein of 1349 amino acids. NCBI's taxonomy places the organism in Eukaryota, Fungi, Ascomycota, Eurotiomycetes, Eurotiales, Aspergillaceae. Gene Ontology annotation, biological process: positive regulation of TOR signaling. The transcript has 2 exons.
AUGACUUCCCCGACUCCACCCCCUCCUCCGCCUGCCCCGAUACAACAACAGAGCCAGAACCAACCCAAGUACUCCCACCGCGCGGCCAAUGCCCUCGCUAGGUUCGCCCAGCCUUUCUUGUCAGGUUCUCGGCCACCCAGUCCGCACGGCACCGGGGCUCGUACAGAGCCUGCUGCUGUCCGUUCUACAAGGCCCGGCGCAUCUCAGACAAUCACCCAUAAGACAGGCAUUUCGAUUGCUGCGUUGGAUAUCUCCCCGCAACGGACACAUGCAGUGAUUGGAGGGAAAGAGAUUCUGAAAACGAUCCGCGUCCUGCCGGAUCAUUCGUCGGAGGAAUUCAAUUUACGCAAUGCUAUCAUCGGUUACUCCUCGACCCAUGGCGUCGGCAGCGGGCUUUCCGCGCGGCACAAGGAGCAGCUGACGGUUAAGGAUGUGAAAUGGUCACAUGGACCCUACGAACAGAUAAUUGCCACCGCGGUGGCCAACGGCCGCAUAGUCGUUUAUGAUCUACAUCGAACCGGCUUGGAGUACUGCAGGUUUCAGGGCCACAGCCGCCAGGUUCAUCGCCUAGCCUUCAACCCGCACCAGCCAGCAUGGCUUCUCUCCGGUAGUCAGGACGCCCACAUACGGAUGUGGGAUUUGCGUUCCGUGCCAAUGGAUAGUGGUGUCUCAGUGUGUGGAAGUAGGGACCACUAUAACGGCAAUAGCGACGCUGUCCGUGACAUCAGGUGGUCUCCCGGCGACGGAGUCUUGUUUGCGGCUGCCACAGAUAGUGGCGCAAUCCAGCUAUGGGAUAUUCGCAAGUCGAAUGGUCCUCUCAUGCGGAUAACUGCUCACGACAGGCCUUGCUAUUCCGUAGACUGGCAUCCGGACGGGAAGCAUGUUGUCAGCGGCGGCACAGAUAGACAAGUCAAGGUCUGGGACUUUUCAGCAAACGCUGAUCGCAGGCAGAAACCUCUAUUCCAGUUUCGAACUCCUCAGGCGGUUCUCAAUGUCCGCUGGCGUCCGCCUUCGUGGUCCAGAGAGACGGACAGUUCUGGCGACUGGCAGUCAUCACAGGUAGUUACCUCUUACGACAAAGAGGACCCGCGGGUUCAUUUGUGGGAUUUCCGUCGGCCUCAUAUUCCAUUCCGAGAGUUUGACCGAUAUGACUCAACCGCCACGGAUUUACUUUGGCAUUCCAAAGACCUUCUGUGGACUGUAGGUGAUGGCGGUGUCUUCACUCAGACCGAUGUACGUUAUGCGCCUCAGGUGGUAAACCGGCGUCCAACCUGCUCGGUUGCCUGGAGUCCCAGUGGCGAGGUUCUCGCUUUUUCCCAAAGGCGUCCUAGGAGGAGUAUCCGAGGUCUCAGUACAAACGAAUUCAUUGGCUACUCCGAAGAAGAGGAUACUGCUGGUGAGACGCUGAGCCAAAGCGCUGCUGAUGAGGCGGUUGUUGAUGAGCCCUUGUUUGCUUCUAUUCGACCUCGACAUAGUAAGUCCAGUAGUAUCCGUACAUCCAAAUCUCUCGGCAGCACUCCACCGGCAACUACAGACCUCGUUCCCAUACUCCCGCUUGAAAGACUUCUCUCGAAAGAGACAUCCCCGGCUUUGAGCCAGAAAGGGGUGUGGGUAAGCGUUCCAGGAGCUACAAUGGAUCGAGAAACGUUCCAGUACCUUGCUCGCGAGUAUUCGCCCCUCCUUCAGAACCAGCUCUAUGGCAUGCAGACAGGACUUCUACUGCCACUAUUAGAUUCGCUCAUCCAUAAUGCUCAGCGUGCCGAAGACGUUGCAUUGCCUAAAUUGGCUCAAACCUGGCGCGUAAUGGAAUACGCCAUAGUCCAGGAGCUGCAAUCAAGGGAAAGAGAGCAACGCCAGGCGCCGGAAAAGGGCAUCCACAGUGUUAAAAAGAAAACAUCUUUGGAUGACCCAAUGACGGAGAAAGCCCGAAACCUUGAGGAUGCGAGGCAUGAAAAGAUGAAGACUCGCUUCUUCAAGGGGGUCAUAGAGAGCGAAGCCCCUAAAAAUCCUCUCGCUGAUCUUGAGAGUGCUUCGAGCAUGACCACGCCUCUUGCUCGACCGUUACCGGAUUCGCCUCCAGAUUCGUAUGACAGCUCCGGUUCUCCAUUCAGGUCUUUAGAUGAUGCUGAAGACAUUCAACCUCUCCCACCUUCAGUUUUGAGCUCGAACCAGGGCACCAUGGCUUCAAACGACUGGUCAUCAAUGUCAGACAUUGACUCCCGGUCUAUUGAUCAACGUCAGCAUCGGGAGUCUAACGCCAGUGAAAAUGUGCGCAUACCGUCAAACAGUCCGCCGGUUGGUCGCCGUGAUUCGGUGCCGCACGAAGCCGAGGAAGAACAGAGGUCUGCCCCAUUGGCAAUUGCUGGAAGAGCUGAUUGGUAUAACCGCGGUCGACCUCUGCUAAAAAAACAGUUAUCGGACGUGGACGAAUUUGACCAGCAGAUGGAAGACAAAAGGGCUGCUAUUCGUGACUACAAGUAUUUCCCCAAAAAGCCUCUGUCUCUAGAGGCACAUACGGGUCCCAUCAAACCGGGCUUCUAUCGGCACGAAUCCACAGAAAGCUUUCCAAUGUUUUCCGCAUCGACCACGAGUUCCCACCCCAGCAAAUCGCCGGCCACGUCGUUCACCUCUGCAGCUAGGCUUCAUGAUGCACCUGAAGCAGGCGGCAACAGUCACGAUGUACACGCCAGGAAUGAUACACUAUUAAGGACCCGCAGCGAUUCGAUAAUCACCGCCAGUUCUAUUCCACAAGAAGAAUACGAUGUCGACGAAACGUAUGAAGAGAAUUCCGCUGCCAACUGUCAUCUCCAUCUUGACAGACCAUCCACUCCGCCUCCGCUUUUGAAGGAAUCCACACCCUUGAAGCCUCCGACCCAUGAAGAUGAAGGUGUCGCGGUAUCGACAGACCGUGCUUUAACUGCUGGGCCCAAUUUGCCGGAUGGCUUUCCUCUCGUCUCCAUUCCAAUACUCUCUGACCAAACAAGCAAUAACCCUUGGAAUGCGGAAUUGCUGUUGAAGGAAGCAAUCAGACACUAUCACAGUAGUACCGACGUUGAUAUUCAAUCUGCUGCCCAUCUGCUCCAGAAGCUGCAUAUUCUAUAUGGGGACAGCGAGAAUAUUUUAUCGGUCGAGGAGAGCGAGGCUAUAUUCAGAGCGUAUAAUGAAGCGCUCGUACGUCAGUCUAUGUACUUGGAAGCAGCCGAGCUUCGGUUGCUCUGCGUGCCGUCGUACCCCGCUGUCUAUGAGUAUGCUCAAGGAGACACCUACAUGAACGUGUUUUGCUUUACGUGCAAACGACCAUAUGAAAAUCCUAAGAAUGACAGUACCCGCUGCCACCGAUGCAGUACUCCACAGGAUCCUUGCACUAUCUGCAUGAGCCUUGAUCCGCCCCCAGAGUGGGUUGCGGAGCAGAGUACCUUGGCCCUCGACGAAGCCCACGAUUUGGAUUCGGAUUUCACCUCCCACCUUCUUUCAUCAUCCAAUUCCUCGCUCAAGACGGAGCCCAUCCCCUCUUCCGAACUGGAGCGCAUUGACGGAGUAACCCUAGAACCCUAUGGACGCGCUCGCGCGAAGGGAACCAAGCUCUGGUCUUGGUGUCAGGGCUGCGGCCACGGCGGCCAUCUUGCCUGCAUAAGCACGUGGCUCAAGGACAUUGACGUGAGUGAAGGCGGAUGCGCAACCCCCGGCUGCAUGCAUGACUGCGGCCCAGGCCCGCGCCGUGAGCACAACCGCCGAGUCCUCCUCGAGGAGACGAAGAAGCGCGACAGUGCCAGUCGCAAAGCUGGCGUCGGCUUCGUCAAGCGCGACACCUGGGCCAAGGGCGAGAGCAAGGCCGUUGAAAAGGUGCGAGGCAUGCUGGGCGCUGGUGCUAAUGCCGGUGCUGUCGCUGCGACGGGGGUCGCGUCGGCUUCUACCACCGCGGCAACAAGCGCGGCUCCCAGUGCGACUUCGUCGAAUAUGAUGUCGUCGCCGAAGAAAGUGCGCCUUGUUACUCCUAGUGAGCAGGAAAGGCCGCUUAGGACGGCCUCUACGCGGACAAGUUUUGGUUGA